ACCCGCACCGGCCCCCUCCCUUCCGCCCGCCGUCUUCUACUCCGCCCCUGGCGGAGGAAGUGAUGUCACAGGCCCCAUGUGAGCGGAUUGCAACACAUGCAGCUGCCUGGAGAGAGGGAGCCGGUGUCCUACGUCAGAGCCGCCGCCGCCGCGGAGCCGCCGCCGGGGAGGAGCAGCCGCUGCCGCCCAGGACUGGGCCCUUAGGGAGGAGGAGGCGAGAAGAUGGCGGACGACCCCAGUGCUGCCGACAGGAACGUGGAAAUCUGGAAGAUCAAAAAGCUCAUUAAGAGCUUGGAGGCGGCCCGCGGCAAUGGCACCAGCAUGAUAUCAUUGAUCAUUCCUCCCAAAGACCAGAUUUCACGAGUGGCAAAAAUGUUAGCAGAUGAGUUUGGAACUGCAUCUAACAUUAAGUCACGAGUAAACCGCCUUUCAGUCCUGGGAGCCAUUACAUCUGUACAGCAGAGACUCAAACUUUAUAACAAAGUACCUCCAAAUGGUCUGGUUGUUUACUGUGGAACAAUUGUAACAGAAGAAGGAAAGGAAAAGAAAGUCAACAUUGACUUUGAACCUUUCAAACCAAUUAAUACGUCAUUGUAUUUGUGUGACAACAAAUUCCAUACGGAGGCUCUUACAGCACUACUUUCCGACGAUAGCAAGUUUGGAUUCAUUGUCAUAGAUGGUAGUGGUGCACUUUUUGGCACUCUCCAAGGAAACACAAGAGAAGUCCUGCACAAAUUCACUGUGGAUCUCCCAAAGAAACACGGUAGAGGAGGUCAGUCAGCCUUGCGUUUUGCCCGUUUAAGAAUGGAAAAGCGACAUAACUAUGUUCGGAAAGUAGCAGAGACUGCUGUGCAGCUGUUUAUUUCUGGGGACAAAGUGAAUGUGGCUGGUCUCGUUUUAGCUGGAUCAGCCGACUUCAAAACUGAACUAAGUCAGUCUGAUAUGUUUGAUCAGAGGUUGCAAUCAAAAGUUUUAAAAUUAGUUGAUAUAUCCUAUGGUGGUGAAAAUGGAUUCAACCAAGCUAUUGAGUUAUCUACUGAAGUCCUCUCCAACGUGAAAUUCAUUCAAGAGAAGAAAUUAAUAGGACGAUACUUUGAUGAAAUCAGCCAGGACACGGGCAAAUACUGUUUUGGCGUCGAAGAUACACUAAAGGCUUUGGAAAUGGGAGCUGUAGAGAUUCUAAUAGUCUAUGAAAAUCUGGAUAUAAUGAGAUACGUUCUUCAUUGCCAAGGCACAGAAGAGGAGAAAAUUCUCUAUCUAACUCCAGAACAAGAAAAGGAUAAGUCUCAUUUCACAGACAAAGAGACAGGACAGGAACAUGAGCUUAUUGAGAGUAUGCCCUUGUUGGAAUGGUUUGCUAACAACUAUAAAAAAUUUGGAGCUACGUUGGAAAUUGUCACAGAUAAGUCACAAGAAGGAUCCCAAUUUGUGAAAGGAUUUGGUGGAAUUGGAGGUAUCUUGCGGUACCGAGUAGAUUUCCAGGGAAUGGAAUAUCAAGGAGGAGACGAUGAAUUUUUUGACCUUGAUGACUACUAGGUAGUCGACAUGGGUCCGGCAAAAUGUGCCUCACCCUCCAGCAUCCAACCCAAGGAGCAUACCCGUGGUGGAAUCCAAACAGAUCCCUGCCUUACAAUUGGAACAUUUCCAGAACUUAAUCCAUGAGCAUUGGAUAUUGAAAAGAAAACCGAAACAAAACCAGAUCCAACCCUACACAUUGGUUUGUCAUGGUGUCAGCGCAGCAGCCUACAACUAAGUUCCUAAAUGCCACUUUGGACUAAUUUAAAAAAGAAUCCCAGUUUUUACUUUUACUCGAUGGUGAAAUUGGUUGCUCUUGUAUUUUAUGGAAAAAAAAAAAAAAAAGAUUUUUUUAACCUUCAUACAUAGAAGCAAAAAUACUUUAACUGCUGUAAACCUCCAAAAGUUAAUAGAAGUGAGAUCAUACUGGUUUGUUUCUUAUUUUGAUUGGAGAAAAAUUAAAUUGCUGCAUUUCGCAGUGACCCAUUUACAUGGCAUUCUCAGCUUAGACUGCAUAAGAAGAAAUAUAUGUGGUGAAAUGUUGGAACCAUUUCUCUCUCGGUCUCUGUUUAAUGUUGAAAGGGUGAGCUAAUAGGAGGCAAUUUCAACUUUACUCCCUCACACUACCCCUCCCCCUCCAGACUGGCAGUUUCAAGGAUGCAAAUCGCAUUGCAAAAUCCAACUGACUCAUGAAGCAUUUGGGCCAGUGCACUGUUUACUUCUGUUUAGCAGACAGACGCAUUUGUGCCCGGUGUUUGGGAGCCCUUUGUAUCACUUGUUUUGACAAGGGUCCCCACAAUCUUAGCCUACUAGAAACCAGUUUGGGAUGGAUAUUAUGGGGCUUCUGUGCUAUUGCUGGGAUUGGAAGAAAUAAAACAUGCAAUUUAAGUGGAAGCAAAGAAAUUUAAAGGUUAUUUUAUUUUGCUUGGGUCUAUCCUUGGUAAAAGGGAGGUGGAUGUGUUUUCCUUGUGUUGGAUGGCAUGAGAUUAUGUGAAUGUUUUGAUUUAUUAAAAUGAACUGCAAGGUUUUUCACAGGAACGACGGACAAGACAUGUACGACUGCAUGUAAUUAUAAACUUCUGACCUCCUGGUGGGGUUGGAACAUCUGUUUCUAACGUGGGGCUUACAAGCAAGCACCUCUCACAUGAGAAAUUAGGGGAGAUGGGUGGGAAGGGAUGGGACACAGCUUCUGGCACCAUGGACUUAAGACCAUAUUGGAUCCAAAAGUUGGCCUAAAAUCCUGAAGCUCAUCCUUCAGAGCUGGGUUAUAAGUCAGACUUGAACCCAGCUGACAUGCAAGGUCAUGGCGUGCCCGAGGUGGUGACAGUGAACAAAGUGUAUAGUAUGUGCCCAGUAGUAGCAAUGGAAAAAAGUAUACCAAAUGGACUUUGAAGGACCAAAGGUUUUAAAAGUCAAUUGGUAUCACCCCCACACUGACGAAGGUAGUGGGGCACAUCUGGUUUUCAAAUUGGGUACUUUUAACACUUUAGUGCCUGACUGCUGUUAUUUACUGACUUGACUCAGUCACUUGUAGCUUUAUUGGUCUGAACCAGCUCCUUGUUCCCAGGUUACAGACCUGCCUAUCGUUCCAAUAAUCCUGUUUCACUUGAAUGAAGGGAGUAUGUCUUAAAUGUAAAGCUUCUGGUUCUCACACUGUAUACUCUGAGGUCCAAACGACUGUCUGUCAAUGUGUAACCUGAUGUCUCAACCCCCAGUGAGAAGAGUCGAUUCUUUGGUGUUCAUCGACGCAGGAGGCUUCACCGGAACAGGCUUUUUUUUUUUUUUUUCCUUUUUCUUUUCUUUUUUUUUUUUUUCUUUUUCUUUUUUUGCUUUGGGCUCUGCUGUUUGUUUGCAGAACACCCAAGAGUGAGCAAACAUGCUCUCUUCACAGCAGUACCUUAGGGUUUUGCCAUUGUAAAUGGGUCUGAUGUGAUAUGACAAGACCAGAGAAAUUGGAUGUAAAUUUACAUUUUUGAAUAUGCUUGUUGUUUCACAUGAUACAUUUAGGGUAUGCAGCUCCUUUUGUAGUUUUUAUUUUUACUAUUUAAGUUUGGAAAUGAUGCCAAAUUUUUGUAUUUCUUUAAUCAAUGUGUUCUCUUGGGUGAUAUAUAUUGCAUUAUAUAUUGAUGUGUGUAUCAAUAUAUACUGAUAUGUAUUACACUUACACAUACAAACACAUAAAUAAGAGGGGGUGAAAACCGUAGCCUUUGCAUUCUCUAUAGCCUCUGCAGAGAGAUCCUAAGCAGCGAAAUCUUGGUGUUGUGAUGUACAGAAAUGGAGAAGAGUAUUAAACCAUAUUUAAGAAUA
Lemur catta (Ring-tailed lemur) is the source of this 3822-nucleotide messenger RNA. RefSeq names its product eukaryotic translation termination factor 1 (gene ETF1). Gene Ontology annotation, biological process: cytoplasmic translational termination. The transcript has 11 exons. Gene Ontology annotation, cellular component: cytosol; translation release factor complex. The record is from RefSeq and is a predicted model, not a curated record. NCBI's taxonomy places the organism in Eukaryota, Metazoa, Chordata, Mammalia, Primates, Lemuridae. Gene Ontology annotation, molecular function: translation release factor activity, codon specific; sequence-specific mRNA binding. Bases 223 to 1536 code for a protein of 437 amino acids.